AUGAAUGAAACGGGCUCGCGAUCUAGUGCCGGAAUGACUUCACCACGACAUCCAACGCACCAAGCCGUAAUGGAUAGACUGCGGCAACGUUUCAGCCAGUACCGAAAGCGGCACUAUGACUGCCAGAAACAAUAUGCGGAGUCACUGCCAGCUGUUCAGGACAUGGAGAGACAAGAAGCACUGAAUUUGCACAAACGUGCUUUAGAUAGCCGCAAUAGGAUGAUGAACAUGAACGGGAAGACAUCAAAACAAAAUGACGGCGAAGGCAAAGUAGAACAGCAACAAACAGCAAACGGAUUUGAAAAGUCAACUAAUGCUAUCUAUCAAAUACGCGAGGUACGUAGUUACUUUUUUGUGUAGUUGCAUGAUCGAUUUUUUAACAGAACAACACAUAUCAGCAUAUGUUUUGAUCGGCAUUCAUUAUGAUGACAUGAAUGCGUGGCUGUUGUUAACGGUAUCGUUCCAAUUGUUUAGGUUGUGUCUAGUGUAAAACACGCGCUCUACUUUCCAUAUUUCACACUAACCGUAGCUCAUUGUACUUAUCCUGCCAGCAGCAAAUCCUAUUGAAGAAGAGAAAACACGAACAGAAUAUGAACAGUACACAGAAUUCGUACGUGGAAUCGAAUGAUGACAACCUAGGAGGGGAGUACAUGAGCAAGCUCCAGAGACAUGAUGGUGUUUUGCAUGUUUCGUCGACAGAGGGACAAAAUACUGUCGUUUCGGUUAAUCAACCACACCGGAUAACACAUGCUCCAAGUCAAGUGCAUCAACCUAAUUUCAAUCCCAUUUCAAUCCACGAAACUGUCGGAACAGAAACGUACGCUCGUAGUGGAAGCCACAGAUUGCCGCUUGAUUUUAAGCGAGAGAAGGGUGCGAUCGAUUCUUGCGAUGAAUCCACGCAUUCUGAAAAUGGCCCGGGAACUGUUGUUAACGGUGAAGACUACAUACGACAAGAGCUUAUCCAUUUUGAAAACGUAAUUAAACGCUUUAAUGAAGACGCACCUGCCACGUCGCAAUCAAUGCACCAAAGUGUAGGUGACAGAGCUCCACUGAGUGGUAUCGAUGACAAAAAGAAGCACCCACAAUCUCUUCAAUUGAAAGAAAUUGCCAGGAAGUCACAGUUUGCUCAGGCUCAGCCUGUAAUGUCAUUUGGGGAAAGCCAAGAACGACCUAAACAACACUCUAGUCAGUAUCCUGUUGGCCCAACAGGCCAACAGUCCCCUGGUUUACGGCACCCCUACACAGCAGGUAAAUACCCUGAAGGUUUGUCAGUCAUUUCAAAUAAUCCGCGACAAUUACCUAGGCAGUAUCAAAUGGCUCUGUCAUCGCAGUCACCAUUACAACAACAACAACAACAACAGCAACCACAACCAUUUUAUGGUUUUCAACAGGACAGCUUACCAAAACUCACCCACAUGCCUUCACAAGUCCAACAGCUGUUCGCUCAUAAAUUUCAAAGUCAACCAGUUAUUUCAUCGUCAUCACAGGUGGCAGGAUUAAGAGGACCCGUUUCUUCACAUGACAUGACAAGAUACACCAUUCCUCGAUCACAAACACAAUAUCAGCGUCAAAAGUCAAUGCCACCAUUACAAAAUCAACCCUACUCAAACUCUGACUCACAGUACCAACAACAAGUUGGUAGUUACCAGGGAGACCUAUCUGGAUUUUCAGAUCAAACCAAUACUUACCAUUAUCAGCGGAGAAACUCUUUUCCAAUUUAUCAUCGUACAAAUAGCCAGCCACAAGAAAAUUUCUCACGUGGAAUGCAGCACACUUUGGGAUCUAAUCAAGCAAGUCUUCUAAGAGGUGUUUUACAAACUCCUUCCCAAAGUGUUGUAGAUGAUAGAGAUUCUUACUUGAUGAAUUCCAACAUGAGUUUUUCAUCAUCAUCUUCUCCACAAACAGUACCAUUGUUACCCAGAAGGACACCCUCUUCUAAUGGUGAUCUAAACACAGUAGCUCCUGGCUCACAACAUUCAUCAAUGAUGUAUAGAGGAAGUAUUCAACAACAACAGCAGUCUGAUUCAGUAUUACAACAGGGAAGUGAAUUUCAGACUUCUUCUGUGCCCCUCAGAGAAAUGACUGAGCGAUAUUCAUCUGUGACGGAGGGUGAUGCACAGUAUGGUGGGAUCCCGCCUCUAAGUUCACUUGAUAAAGCACCUUCAUUUACAUCUCUACUUGAACAGUCAGCCAUUAAUCAAGGGAAUCUAGAAACAACUUACACAGGAUCAAUACCUAACCUAGAUUUGCUUGGUGAACUCUUAGGUUAG
Molecule: messenger RNA, 2270 nt
Organism: Pocillopora meandrina
Lineage: Eukaryota; Metazoa; Cnidaria; Anthozoa; Scleractinia; Pocilloporidae
Source: the annotation of a GenBank genome assembly